CUUCUCAACACAACUAAAAACCCAGAUGAUGAGACAACGAGCUCAGCAGUAGGUACUCGAUCUGCCGACUCCUUCGGGAGCUGGCAGAGCCGUGGUUCUUUCUGAGAUGUGUCCGCCGCACCACCUCUAGACACAAUUUGAAGUACUCUGAUGGGUGUUGUAGUAUGUGUUUUCGUCCUCUUUAAGCUAUUGUUCUUGAAUCUUUACGCUGUUCUUUCCAUACUCCACAUUUUCCUUCUCUUGGAAUCGCUGCGUCAGCCACGUUGCAUGCCCGAUUGGUGGUCUCUGGUAACGCGGAUGGCAAAUACGCACGACGAAUUGCUGGUAAGUGGAAGAGACCAAGGAGCCGAGAUUCAUGGUAGGGGUCGCGGAGGAUGCAACAUGAUCAUGUCAUACAUAGUCCGUGCUAUGAUAUUAUAGCCGACCCGUCUGCUGAGCUGCGGCAAGGCUAUAUCAGUAUGGCCCUUAUAGUGCACGCUAUUCUUGCCUUAGAAGGUCGCCUCCAGCCCAAAACCGCGAUGCUUUUCAUGGGUUCGCACCCUUCCGGGCUUAUGCGAGCGAAGAACGGAGCCAUGCGAGACCUUUUUUGACCGCUCAAUGGCGGCGGUAUUGCACGUUGGCACUGCUACAUGCCUUUGGCUUAGUGGGCCGUCCGGUGCGAUGCCGCUUCGUCAAGGAGCGAUGGAAGGCUUACUUUAGCUGCGUUAAUUAUUUAGGUCCCAGAGUAGAACCGUUCGCGGAGGCCCGAAGGAUGCACGCCAUGUCUUGCGGGUUGAAUGCUGGUGCUGAUAAUGAUGAUGAUGAUGACGACGCUGUUCGCUCUGCUUCUGCUGACACCACUACCACUGUUUCCCGUCGCUGCAUCUGCUGCUGCCACUGGGUGUUCUGCCACUGCGUCCACACCCAGCUACACCGCCCAAGAACGUCCAAUGGUUUCUGGUGGGCACAUGAAUCAAUACCUAUCUAUAUAUACGUAUAUAUGUAUUCGUUAAGGCUCUUAUUAAGCUCUUGAAUCGCCUCCUAUUAUAACACAGCACAAUUACAACAGGGGCGACGUUUGCGAGCGGCGCCAGCUUCCUCCUUCUAUCUUAAUUUUCAUUCCUUUAAUCAAUUAUAAUUUCUCGGUGCGCCAGGCCGUUGUCACGAAGCUUUUCGUCUUCAACUCAGAUUUGCGGUUCCGUGACGCUCGCCCCCGCCCUCCAUACUGCACGUUCUCCAGCAUCUAUCUUCCAUGCUCAACUCGCACCACAACUGUUGCGCAACGGACUAAUGACGAGAGACCCAACGCUUCGAACGCUUAACGAGCGCGAAGGACAGUCUGCGAUUUUUCUGAGCGCAAAGGUGGUAGAAGAAGGCAGCCGACCGAGCAGCGACCCGCAUCCUGUCGCUCUCGCUGCCCUGCUGUGGCAAACGGAAUUUGCACCGUCGCCCCCGUGAGACUUACGGCUUAGGCGUUUCGUGGUGGUGGCAUCACGAAGACUCACAUGAGUCGCCCUUUCCUCCGACACAUCGCACUUUCCUUGCGCUAGCGUCUGCGUCGAACCGCGAUUCCUACUCUCCACCGGGCUGCUCCUGCCUUGGCUGACUACCAAAUUCCAGUUUGUUUUUCCUCAAACUUUCGCUUCUGAAAAACUCUCACGCUUAAUUCCCCGCCUCCGAUCCUGGAACUGCUGCGGAGCCCCUGUACUUAAUAGAUCACACCGCAACCGCUCGAGUCUCUCUGCGCUAUCGCCGCCAUCUUGCAUACUUCUUCGGUUUUCUAUCCCGCAGCGGCCGCCACCGGCGUCAAUUGGCUAGAAAAGUUCCGUCAGUACUUUGCAGUUGAGCCUCAAGACAGUCAACUGCUGCACAAGUCUCAGCUCUUCGAUCCACCCGGCGCAGCACCAAGACGGGCUCGCUUGGGGACUAAUUGAUCAAGAUAUAGAUGACGGACGAUUCUUGUGGCGGAUUGCAUUCACCAAUUUUUUGAGGACUGCUUUCUGAUUAAGCCUCACAGCCUUUCGAGCUUGAGCGACUUCAUCGUCUACUUGAGGCGACAAAAGUGAGGAAGCUCUGCUACGUCUUCAACAGACUACCGCCCUCACGUGUUGCCGCAACAUCAGAAAACAUCUCCUGGAACAAGCAUGCCUCAGCCCAGGCAAGCUACGAGCGCGGAACUCGGCGAUGGUGACUUUUCGAUCAAAUAUAAUAAGAACGGCCGCCCAGUGAGGAAAAGCGCCAGCCAGAAGUUCAGUGCCAAUCCGGCGUAUGUGGACAGCAGUCUUAUCGAUCAACAGCUUCUCGAGAUCACUGCCGAGGACUUGUCCGAGCCAGAAAGUGACUUCGAUUCUGAGGCUGAACGCGAGGCGCAGCAAAAGAAAAAGUCGAAGAAACGUAGGCGGUCACCGUCACCAACGCCUCCGCCUCUGUCGCCUUUGCCACCGCCGGAUCCCCUGUCAGAAAGCAGCACACCAGAGCCUAACAGAUUCGACUUUGAAGUUUCUGCAAUUUCAAUUGAACCUAUCCAUCUGACAUUCAACAUCGAGAAAGGAUUCAGUGGCCCAUUGCACGUGCAGCUUGAUCUCUCUUCCGUUCUGCGCGCAAGCAAGCGCCCUCGACAAGCUGAUGACUCCAGUGCGGCCACUUCUAGCAGCACGCGGAAAGUAAAGAGCAGAGCCAUGAACCUGGGGUCGAAAGGCUUUUUAUCUCUACCAGCAGAACUUCGAAACCAAGUGUAUCGACUUGUAUUCACGUCGGAGAAGAAGAUCGAUUUCGUCGAAGGAACGAAUAUGAAUCAUUCGUCGGCAUUUCUACGUACCUGCAAGCAGAUAUGCGCGGAAGGCUGCUCUGUACUGUACGGGCUUAACACAUUUUACUUCGGCCGAAAUAAGGAGAUGAGACGGCCUUUCUGGAACAGCGAACGGAAAGAGAUCGGAUACAAAGACUUGCGCCUCUUUCUAGAUUUGAUCGGCACUGCUAAUGUGUCUCGUAUCCGCCAUUUCUGGAUUUGCUUCGACGACGCAGCACCAAGUGCCGUUCCUCACCUUAAGCGUAGCGAGGAGCGUCGCUAUGUGCAUGAUCCGCACCUGAUUGAGUCCUUAAAGAUUUUGGCCAAGCAUGCGCGUCUCGAGAAGCUGACUGCGACGUUCUGGGGCCGCCGUGCUCUCGCGCUCACCGAUACACGCUUUCUUGAUCACUUGACCAAGAUCAAAGCUGAUCAGAUCGACAUCCGGAAUCCUGCAUCUGACAUGUAUGGAUACUACAGCUGGCAGCCGAACCGGAUUCAUGAGGAGACAAAGACGUUGAUUAGAAAAGAGGUUGUACGCAAACACAAGCUAUACGAGCAAUGAGUGAAUAUGCACUACACCAGCGGAUCGAGAUAGACCUCUGAGUCUCUUCUUUGCUGCAACAUUACAUAAUAGGUAUUCUGCUAGUUUUGGGACGAGAACUCUUCUGAAGAGUGGCCAGGGCAGCAAUAUUAUAAUUGUCAUUAUACCCAUCUUGUGAGAGAUUAGACGGAAGGAUAGUCAUAUCAAACGUAAGGGAGCAAGCGUCGUAAGCUACGACUACGCUUCGGAUGGCGGUUAUAGAAAGGUAAACGAGUGUUGCCACGCUUGUUAAAGCGUGAGGUCUGUUGUGUGGAACAGUAGCUUCUAUUGCGUCAGUUUGACUUGCUACUGAAAAAUAGACAUGGCUGUGAAGAAAAUAUUGAGAUGCAUAGUAAACAGAUGUAAUUCUCCAGUUAGCCACAUGCAAGGAGAAGCUAGCAAGCGAGGAAGGGACGGAAGUAUGUAUUUGCUCAAACUCAAAUCAUUCAAUCCUGACCUAUAUGUCAC
This is a messenger RNA of Verruconis gallopava, 3815 nucleotides long. RefSeq lists its product as uncharacterized. The record is from RefSeq and is a predicted model, not a curated record. The transcript is spliced from 3 exons. NCBI's taxonomy places the organism in Eukaryota, Fungi, Ascomycota, Dothideomycetes, Venturiales, Sympoventuriaceae. Bases 2124 to 3329 code for a protein of 401 amino acids.